This is a messenger RNA of Microcebus murinus (gray mouse lemur), 1831 nucleotides long. The record is from RefSeq and is a predicted model, not a curated record. Lineage: Eukaryota; Metazoa; Chordata; Mammalia; Primates; Cheirogaleidae.
AGGGCCUGUCGGGGCACAGCCCCCUUUUAUAGGACGAGGAAACUGAGGUCCAGCGGGUUCAAGUCCCAGUUCUGAGCGUCCAUGGCUAAGUCCUUCACCCUUGCUAAAGUGCCUGGUCAGGGGGACGGUUGUGAGGGUGCAGGAGGAGGCUUACCGUGGGUGCCUUGGUCCCAGACCCUGCUUCCAGGUGGGGCUGACACCUGCCCACCUUGAAGCUCAGUCCAGCCCCCUAGGUGGUGCCCAGGUCCCGGAAAGGUCAGGGCUCACCCUCAAAUCCCCCAGCAGGCCCAGGAGCCAAGCCAACCUCUUUCUUUCAUUGAAUACAUGUGAAUCACCAGCUGUGUGCUGGGAGUGCCCCGGGGAACUUGGGGAUGAGUUACGAGAAGCUUCCCCUCAAGAGCUCAGACCACUUGCCUAGGGAGACAGGCCAAGCUAUGCUCAUAGGCACCCCAGCCCCAGGACGACCCUUGACCACCUUCAGCCAAACUAUGUGUGCCCAGGGUCCCCCUGGCCAGCUGUCCCCGGCACUGCCUCUCGCCUCCUCAGUCCUGAUGCUGUUGCUGAGCAGCCUGUGGCUGGCGGGGGCCGGCCCCAGCCUGGCCCUGGCCCCGGAGCUGCUGCUGGACCCGUGGCAGGUAUACCGGCUGCUGACCCAUGCCCUGGGCCACACGGCCCUGCCCGGCCUGCUCCUGAGCCUGCUGCUCCUGCCUGCCCUGGGGUGGCAACAGGAGUGCCACCUGGGCACGCUGCGGUUCCUGCAUGCCUCCACCCUGCUCGCCUUGGCCACUGGCCUGCUGGCUGUACUGCUGGCAGGCCUUGGGGUGUCCAGUGCAGCCAGCAGCUGCGGGUACAUGCCUGUGCACCUGGCCAUGCUGGCUGGGCAGGGUCACUACUCUAGACAGCCCCAUGGGGCGCUGCCACCAUGGCUGCUGCCAUGGCUGCUCCUCGCCCUGACCCCAUUGCUCAGCUCUGAGCCACCCUUCCUGCAUCUCCUUUGUGGCCUCCUUGCUGGCCUGGCCUACGCCGCUGGGGCCUUCUGGUGGCUGGAGCUGUCGGAGCAGCGGCUGCAGGCGCUGCAAGAGGGCGUCGUGUGCAGGACCCUGGCAGGGUGCUGGCCGCUGAAGCUCUUUCCCACCCCAGGCAGCCUGGCUGAGCUGCCUUUCGUCGAUCCUGCCAGAGUGAGGCCUCCCUUCCCUGGGCCUCCUUACGUGGCCUCCCCUGGCUUCUGGUCCCACAGUGAAAGCACAGGCCCGUUCCCGCUGGGCCUGAGGCCUGUGCAGCCGACCUGGGAGGGCUCCUCGGAGGUGGGCCCGGACUGGGCCGGGGCCAGCUUCUCCCCAGGGUCUCCGCUAUGGGCAGCCCUGGACGAGCAGAUGCUGCAGGAGGGGAUCCAGGCCUCGCUCCUUGACGGGUCGGCCCAGAGCCCACUAUGGCUGUCCAAGUCCUCCGUCUCCUCUCUGCGGCUACAGCAGCUGGAGCGCAUGGGCUUCCCCACGGAGCAGGCGGUGGUGGCACUGGCAGCCAUGGGCCGUGUGGAGGGUGCCGUGUCACUGCUGGUUGGUGGGCAGGUGGGCGCAGAGGCCCUGGUGACCGAGGGGAGAGGUGGGCUUCCCCACCCUGAGGGCCCUGGGCCCCCCUAGCCCAGGCGGAAGGUGGGAGCACCGGGCCCUUGGGUGAUGAGGUCUGGCCCAUAGGUGGGCCUGACCUGAGCCCCCACUCUGUCUACUGAGGGCCACCGGGGGUAUGGGGCACCCCUGGGGGCAGGAGAGGCCCCCCAGCAUGCUGCCCUGGUACUAUUUAAAAUAAAAGUCAGUUUGUUUUUCAACCUGGA